ACGCCGAUGGUGGACGCAGGGGCUCGGGUGGCUCGAGCGAGCCCCUCCUCGACAUGGCUGGCCGCGAGAACUCUUGGAGCGAGUACGAGGCCCUCAACGCCCUGGGCUCGGCUGCCGUUAGUCCAGGCUCGACGCCACCCAACCAGCAGACUUCGGCGCCGAGGGUCUACUUUCACGCGGAGAAUCUGGCCUCGACGAGGCGCAGGAGUAGCUGCAGGGUCUUUGGGCCCCAGGCGUCCUACAGGAGGAGGAGCAGGAGCAUGAGCGCCUGGAGCGACCUGUCGCGAUCGUCCAUCAGGUUCGACGAGAGAAAUAAAAUUUAUUUGUAUGAAUAG
Molecule: messenger RNA, 335 nt
Organism: Copidosoma floridanum
Lineage: Eukaryota; Metazoa; Arthropoda; Insecta; Hymenoptera; Encyrtidae
Gene: SLO2
Product: slowpoke 2
Biological process (GO): potassium ion transmembrane transport
Cellular component (GO): plasma membrane
Molecular function (GO): outward rectifier potassium channel activity; intracellular sodium-activated potassium channel activity
Source: RefSeq, a predicted model, not a curated record